CAGCGCGGAAUUACCUUUUGAUUCCCCCCUUUUCAAAUAAACGUUCAUGGGUGGUUGUAUAUUCAUUUCUAAUAGCAUACCACAAUUUAUUUGAACAUGCACGAUUUUUAGGUGUGCAUUUAAUCGAUCAUUUACGGUAUUUUCAAUAUAACUGGUGUUUUUGUCACAAAUUUGAAUUUGAAUGUGCAGAUAUUUUGAAUCCUGUCUUGAGUAACAUUUCAUGACAGAAUUUUCACAAAAAUAUAAAUGAUCUUUAUUAUCAAUAAUUAGAAAACCAUGGAAGUUACAAGACAAACAAGGUGACGAUAAUGGAAGAUACAAGCAACAGAGAGAGAAAUACGAAGAAAAAAAAGUCAUCCAAGAGUUCGAAUGCAGUUGGUGAAUGCGAUGGGUUACCACCACCUCAAUCACUACCUCUACCCUCGGUCAAGUCAUACACAAUACCUAGAAGGUUGACGACAAAUAAAGAGCUUUUAACACCAGCAACUCUCAACAGUCGAGAAGGAAAAGACAUCAUAAAGAAUUUUGAAAACUCGUUGUGGGAUGCUGAUGCUGUUAACUUCACAUUUCAUAAUUUAUACUUGGUAACGAAUGCUAAACUGGAAGCCGAGUACGCAGCUAAAAGAAAAGACAUGAGAAAAGAGAAUCGCUCAGUUGCAGAAACAACAGACAACUAUGUGUUCAAACACAUGAGAAAAAUGGAAGAGUGUGAAAGUAUAUGUCGACAUGGUUUAACAAUUCAAAAAAAAAAUCAGAAAAAUGUGUGCUCAAUUGGUGAUGGGACAUGCGGUGUUUACGUAUGUCGUUGUGCUGACGUCAUCACAAGAAAAAACCGUUUAUACGAUUAUACAUCUGAAGUAAUAGUAUUAGUCUUUAAAGUCAUGAAAGGAAGGUUAAAAGUAGUGCAAGAACAAUUUAAUUCUGAUGGAAUCGAACCUACGCCUGAAUAUGAUGGACAUAUAUCAAAAAGUUUCCAACGUGGAAAAAAAAUGAAUUUCGGUGACAUGUACGACUCGUCUCAGAUGUACUUGUAUGAAAUCAACCUGGAUAACUUGGACGAAAAUGAUGACACUGCAAUUUAUUCAAAACGACCUCGUCAAUGUCUUCCUUAUGCAGUCAUCACAUUAACUGCGAAACAGAAGAUUUUAAAACCAGUUGUGAAACCUUCACAACCCCCGUCACGUCCUUUGAUGAAUAUUGAUCUGUCUUCAAACAGUACAGAUUCGAUACAUCCCUCUCCUUCCCAAGGAACACUUGAGCUACCACCUGAAGAAUAUGGUCAGCGUCUAUGUUUUGUUUGGGGAGGAUCAUACUACAACAGUAGCCGUUACUUUGCUGAAGUACAAAUCGGUGUGUUUGCUAAACAACCUCUACAUCUACCGCUUCAUGGAAUGCCCAACUUAUGCGUCACCCAAAAGAUCUCACAAGCUAAACUAAUGAAGAUAUUUCCAACUAAAAUCUUCAGAACCCCCCCUUCCAUUUCUUUAAAGCCAGAAGUUGUCGUAAAAGGAUUCCAAUUCAUUCACGCAGAAAUUCAUCCCUCCACUAAGACUUGGAUAAACAUGCAACGGCUACGUAAUAACUGGUUGAAAAACGAGACUGCGGGUGUUUGCACUUUCAACUCUGGUAUUAAACUCUACAUAUUACCAACAUGCGAACUCACUUGUACACUUGGCAUCACUGUCCCUGGACACCAAGAUGUAUUGCAUUGUAUUUUUAUGAGAAAACAUUCAGAUAAACCUACAUACGGCGAGAAUUGCCACAAAUUUAUUAAAAGAGCACAGAUAGCUUUGCGUGAAAGGUUACAGGAGGCAGAAGAAAUAAAAGGACUUCGAGUGGAUGCAAGUGUGCGCAAACUUCCAAAAUAUCCGUUCAACGCAGAUGAGAAGCGUAAAUUAUCAAUGUGUAUAACUCGCUUGAAGCGUGAGCAAGAAAAACAAGUAAAAGAUUUACGCAAGCAAAUGGAAACGAACAAUUCGAUCGGUUUGCAAAUAUCGCAGAGUGAAAUUGUAAAUACCUCGCGAAUUAAAGAAAAAGAAGCAAGCAGCGUAACAAUACCAUCCACAAGUACCACUACCACCACCACCACCAGUCAGCCGCCAGCCAGUGAAGACACUGAGAAAGAAGACAACGAUAUAGACUUUUCAUCGGAGUCGGUUCUUGAACUAUUAAAAGAAGCUGCUCCUGAAUUAAUUAAACCCAAUAUUUGUAAGGUAACGUCAGAAGACAAUGCAACUGCCGACGACAGCGAUCGGUUAGUUGUUGUGUCCGAUUCUCAAGAGACUGGUGAAGAGACUGAUAAAGUAGUACAAAAUUCUCCAGAUAAUAAUAAUGACCGCUCGGAAAGUUUAAUGCAUCACAAAUUCGAUAAAAGUUGUAAUAUUCCAGAUGCUAGAUCCAACUCUGAGAAAACUUUAAAUGUCGUAAAGAUGAGUACAUCAGAUAAAAAGAAAAAUUUACUUAGAAAGGACGUAAAUAAAAAAACACGUGAUAAUGAAGAAAUACCAUUUAUUGGAAGUUCAGAUGUUCAGUCUAGCGGAGCUUCCCUUAUUGUAGAUACAGCAAGCCAAGAUGAAGAUCUUUCCACAAACGAUGAACGGGAUCACGAAAAUAUUAGCUAUUCGGACGUGUCUGACGAUGUUAUGGGAAAAAGAAUAACGGACUCUAAAAACAAUGAACAGUCUGCACCUGAAGGUGGAGAGACGUGUUAUCAAAUGGUUUCUCCCGCUCCUGCUGCACCAAUCGAUUCUGCAGUUCUACUAAAUACACCUGUGUUGGAAAGUGAUGUCAGUCAAUCUACAUCGCAGAGUCCAUGCAAUUUCGACGCAUUAAAGAACGAAAUGAGAAAACAAGGCUUUGCUAAAGAAGCCGAUACCAUGACGUUUCAGGAUAUUUCAAGUGGAUCUGAUCUUGGGGAGAUGGAGUCAGCCCUUCAAGCCACAAGGACAAACGAAGCGCAAAACAUGAGUAAAAGUAAUAGACCACCUAAAAUGGCGUAUCAAGUAGAGCAUGACAAACACACUCUACGAAAUGACAACGUGGAUAAUAUCAGGCCGAAGCAGUUACCUAAAGCCUACCAAGCUGGCUUUAUGGCAAAUAAUAGAGAUUUUGAUUCAUCGUGUUCCAGUUACAGUGAGCAUGAAGGUGAUUGGCGUCAUCGAGAACCCCGUCGACGUUACCGUGACGACAGACGUAGAUCGAGGUCACCUUACAAAAGAGGUCGAUCGCGAAGUCCUCGACGAAGAUAUCAUUACAGUUCUUAUGAUAGAAGGCACCGAUCGCCCAGUCCAAGAAGAAUGCAUCGAGACGGAUUUAGUCACAGGGGACGGUCUACAUCACCUCUUUUUAAUCCAAUAGACGAACGUCAUCGAAGUCAAGCACGACCACAGAUAACGCACGAAAUAACUCAUAAAACACCCACCGACACCCCCACGCAUACCAUGAAUGACGCGAAAAACAAGUUAGAGCUGCAAAGUCAUUCAGCUGUGGAAGCGCAUGAACACGAAGCGCAUGAACACGAAAAGAGGCCUGAAGAACCCUUCACUGAAAGCCAAGCGAGGAAGAAGACCGUUUCACGAAAAUCGCCUCCAAGUGGAUCGACGACUAUUGGCUAUGACGCAAUAUCAUCUGACGAAUCAACAAACGACAGUACAGAUAAACUUCCGACUUCUUCCAACCAGAAAGAAACGAAAGGCCCACAAGACGAGGACGGCACCCUUGGUUUAACGAAGCGUGCUGAAAUCCUUUUCAGUAGUUUGGGAUCAAAACAUCUAAGUGGGGAUGUCAGUAGUACUAAGCAUAAAGGGAGCGCGAAUACUCUUGCAAACUAUGAAAAUGACAAAGUAAGGGCUGACGUUGGUCAAGACAAGACACUUGCUACUGAAGACGUCGUCGUUACCGACUCGGCAGCAAAAGCGUCGCCUUUAAGUGACAUGGAUAUAUCUCCAUUAGGUACACCUGUUAAAGAUAAAACAGAAUCUAUUUCCACGCAACAAUCAGUGUUUGCACCGGUGCCCCCUACUAUGUCAUUUGGUAACGUGCCUUUGCCUAUACUUACGCCCACUGUACCGCUUCUGUUUCCAAACGCCAUUUAUCAACCAUACCAACGCCCAGUACGCUUUAUUGCUACUCUUCCAACACAAUAUCCGCUACAAUAUCGUCCGGUAAAUACCUCUGGGCAAGUUGUGAGAACAAUGCUUCCGUCUGAGUUGACAGCUACGAGUCAAUUUCGACCAUUAAAUCACGAACUAAUACAAAAAGAGUCAACACAUAGCCAACAUCCCGUUUAUCAAAAGGGACCGACAUCACGUUCACCCAACUCUACGCCGACAGUGGAUGAAGAACCGUUGCUAACAAAGACAUGCGACAAACCGCCAUCAGCAUCAGCACAUGAGAAUCUGCCACUGCCUAGAUCUGCAAACACAACGCCUACACUUGAUGAAAAACCGUCGGAAACGAUACCAACAUUCGGUCAGACAUUGACGCCGAGACUUUUAUUAAACUCGACACCCACAUUCGACGAGGAGCCGUCAAUCAAUGUGACGCAAACAACAGAGAAUAAAAUUAAACGAACACCGCAUGUUUCUCAGGUAGAUGAGUUACCAUUUCGCCAAGCAGAGCAUUCUAAGAGCAGCAACUCUGAAACAGUUUGUACUACAGACGAGAAGGUUCUGCAAACUGAAGGCUUAGUCUCCUCAUUAAAAGAGUGGUCAAAUAAGCUUAAACACCACUCGCUUGACUUAUUUUGUGAAAAUUUAAUAAGGAGUGUUUCUGAGGAGUACGAGUAGUUGUUUGUAACGUUCCGAGUGUCUUUAGUUCCGAGUGUCUCUUCCUGCUUCCGAGAUUUUAACCGUGUAUAGCGAAGGGUUUUUAAACUUCGAUCGCUAAAAAUGUUCUUAUCGUAUCACGUCGACUUUGUGUUAAAUUUGUGUUGGAUGUUCUGUUGAAAGGAUGUUUGUCCUGUAGUUUUUUGCUUUCGUCUUUUGUUUCUUGCGAAAAGUUUAUUUUGUUUAUAUUUAUAUACAUGAGUGUAAAUAGUGUUAAAUUAGAUGCAGUACUGUUUUUUACACGUGUAAAUAUUUAUGUUUUUUUUUUUUCAAUUUCUUAUGACACAGUG
Messenger RNA from Hydractinia symbiolongicarpus, 5116 nucleotides. RefSeq lists its product as uncharacterized. The record is from RefSeq and is a predicted model, not a curated record. The transcript is spliced from 21 exons. NCBI's taxonomy places the organism in Eukaryota, Metazoa, Cnidaria, Hydrozoa, Anthoathecata, Hydractiniidae. The coding region runs from base 309 to 4787 and encodes 1492 amino acids. Gene Ontology annotation, biological process: negative regulation of gene expression, epigenetic. Gene Ontology annotation, cellular component: nucleoplasm.